AUGGAUACAGUUGCACGAUAUCUUUGUGCGCAAGAUCAUUUUGAGGAGGUACUUAAUCGAAGUGCUAUUACAACUUGGGGAGUGGGAGGGAGGGGGGAUUCGGUUGAGGAGUUCCUGGAGACGAAUCCGAAUCUGACGUCGUUGCCACAUCUCUCCGAAUGUGCGCAAUCAACCGUCCUGGUCUUCAUACCGUCACUGUUUAUAUUCAUGCUGUGUCCGCUCGUGCUCUAUCGUCUCAGUAAAAGUGACAAUGGCUCUUUACAUGCUGUCUCAUUCUUUAACAGCUUAUACGAGUGGAAAGUUGGUCUCACACGAACAAACGACUCAAUUCUAUCGCUGUUUCCGAAGAUAUUCCAGUAUUUGUCGAUUUGUUUGGUACUCGUUCUGAUGAUAGCUUGUCGUAAUCGCGGUCUCGUCACGUCUGGUGAGGAGGAUGAUGUAGUAAGAAUGAGUAGCAGUCGUUUAUUAUUAUGUUUAUUAUCAUAUCCAUUGAUUGUUUUGGAGUUAGUUUUAUCGUGUUUCGCUGAUACACCUAAAUAUAAAAUUGUUGACAAAAAGAUGUGUCCAGAAGAGUCGAGUUCGUUUUUGAAUCAGAUCACAUUCAAUUGGUUUCAUCAGUUGGCCGUUAAAGGCAACAAGCGAGCGCUACAAGUUUCCGAUUUAUGGAAAUUGAACACUUGUGACGAAUCGAGAAAUUUAAUGCCGGACUUCAACAAGAAUUGGAAACCAACUCUACAAGCAUACUAUGAUCGAAAGCAAGCAGCAAUGCAUGAGACCCCGCCUCGUAUUCUAACCGACAGUGACACACCAUCGAUUUUAUGGCCUCUGUUUCGAACGUAUUUCAUGAAAUUUCUGGGCGGUGCAUCACUUAAAUUCAUUUUUGAUAUUCUGCAUAAGUUGAUCUCAUUCACCGAAAACAGAAGUCAACCGCUUUGGGUGGGCGUCUCGAUUGCAAUGGCGAUGUUUAUCGUAGCACUAUUUCAGUCAUUUGUUUUGCAUCAGUAUUUCCAUACGAUGUUUACAUUAGGUAUGAAUAUACGCUCAGUGCUUACAUCAGCUGUUUACGCGAAAGCGUUGUCAUUAUCGAAUUCAGCACGUAAGAAUCGUACGAUCGGUGAAAUUGUAAAUUUAAUGUCAGUGGAUAUACAACGAUUCCAAGACAUGACGUCGUUUGUGAUGCUGUUUUGGUCAGCACCUUUGCAGGUGAUUCUUUCAAUAUAUUUUCUGUGGCGUCUUCUUGGGAUAUCUGUUAUUGCUGGAUUGUUCAUUUUGAUUGCAAUGAUACCGUUCAACUCGUGGAUCUCUGUGAAAAUGCGAAAUUGUCAAGUUCAACAAAUGAAAUAUAAAGAUGAACGGCUGAAAUUGAUGUCGGAAAUACUGAAUGGAAUAAAAGUAUUGAAACUUUAUGCGUGGGAGAAUAGUAUGGAAAGAAUUGUACUCGAAAUUCGUCGUAAAGAAAUCGGUGUGUUGAAGAAGUUAGCUUUCUAUAACGCCGCAAUAACACUCUCAUGGUCAUGCGCACCAUUCCUGGUGGCCGUGCUGACGUUCGGUGUUUACGUCAAUCUUGAUCCACACCACAAUCUGCUCACACCACAAGUCACAUUUGUUGGUCUAUCGCUAUUCAACAUUCUCAGAUUCCCGCUGGCUGUUUUUGCAAUGAUUUUCAGUCAAGCUAUUCAAUGCACCGUCUCAAAUAAACGUCUCAAAUCAUUUCUGGCUGAUGAUGAAAUGCGAAACGUAAUCUCAGAAACUCAUUCAAAAUCAGAUGAUGUGAUCUCAUUAAGAAACGCAAAUUUUGCGUGGGAUAGCAGUGAAUUGACGUUGAAAAAUAUAAAUUUGAAUGUGAAAAAGGGUGAAUUAAUUGCUAUCGUUGGUAGCGUUGGAUGUGGUAAAAGUAGUCUCCUGUCAGCAAUACUCGGUGAGAUGGAUAAAGAGAGUGGUGAAGUGUCACUGAGGGGAUCAGUUGCGUAUGUACCGCAACAAGCGUGGAUUCAGAACAUGUCAUUAAGAGCGAAUAUUCUUUUUGGUCGAUCGUUCUCAUCCGAAUUUUAUGAUCUCGUUAUGGAGGGAUGCGCUUUGAAACAAGACUUGAGCACACUUCCAGCCGGUGAUAAUACUGAAAUUGGUGAAAAAGGUAUAAAUUUGAGCGGUGGUCAAAAGCAACGUGUUAGUCUAGCACGUGCGGUUUAUUCGAACAGUGAUAUAGUACUGUUGGAUGAUCCAUUAUCUGCAGUAGAUGCUCACGUUGGAAAACACAUUUUUGAGCAUAUCAUUGCGAAUAAAAGCGGGUUAUUGGCCGGUAAAACGCGCCUUUUGGUGACGCAUGGCUUACACUAUUUGAAGCGAUGCGAUCGAGUUAUUGUUCUGAAAGAUGGGACAGUAUCCGAGAUUGGGACGUAUGAGGAGCUGAUGGCAUCCGAAGGAGCGUUCGCAGAUUUUCUCGAAGAAUUUCUUCUUGAAGAGGCCAAACAUAGAGCGCGAUCAGUGAGUUUUGGUGAACAAGCCGAAGAUGUUGAUGAAGUGCUAAAAGAGUUGGAAAGAUAUGCGCCCGGUAAAAGUCGUAGAAUUCAGUCUCAGAUGAGUUCGGUGACCUAUACGAGUAGUGAGGAGGCAUCAAAUGACGAAUGCAGAUCUCAUUCCACCACACCAUCUUCACCGAGUUCGCCUGUUAAGAAAGGAGUUGAUAUGAUACAGCGUCAACAAAGUAAUAAAAGUGGAACACGUUCACUGAAUAGUGUGAAUACAAAAGAAGUUGUUCAUUUGGAUCAUAAAAGAGCAGAUGGCGGUGAUUUGAUGAGAUCGUUAUCAUCAGAAAAAGAAAAGUUAUUAUUGGCAACAGCAGAUUCGAAAGCAGCUGCAGAAAGUGCAAAUGAAAAAUCAAAGCUCAUUGAGAAGGAAGGAGUGGAAAUCGGAAAAGUGAAAUGGACAGUCUAUAUGGCGUAUAUAAAUGCAAUCGGCUAUAUGAUAACAUUAAUAUUUCUAUCAAUUUAUGUUCUAUCAUCUAUCCUCGGUGUUAUGUCCAACUUAUGGCUAGCUGCAUGGUCUGAUCAUGCUAAGGAAAUGAAUGCUUCUUCACCGGAAGAACACGAUACAAAUGUACGAUUAUCUAUCUAUGCUUCAUUGGGCACAGGACAAGCGGUAUCCAUUUGUGCAGCGUCCAUAAUAAUGGCAUUAGGUAUGGUACACGCAAGUCGCACAUUACAUGAAGGUAUUUUAAGAAAUAUAUUACAUUCACCGAUGCAAUUCUUUGAUGUUACCCCUAUUGGGCGCAUUCUGAACAGAUUCGGAAAGGAUGUAGAAAUUGUCGAUUUUCACUUACCAGAAUCAGGUGAAGAAUUUUUGGGUUCAUAUCAAGAGGUGAUAGUCACUUGCGUUAUCGUUAUUGCUGUACUUCCACAGACACUGAUACCAUUUUGUAUAUGUUUUGUCGUUUUUACACUCGUUUUGGAUGUAGACGUAGUGGAUACAACAUUACCAUCUUGUAUACGUUCAUUCAUUGCAACCGGAUUAAACGUGAUCGUUACCGUUGUCGUUAUCCUUUAUGCUACACCAGCAUUUUCAACCGUUAUUCCACUAUUAUCUUUCGUCUACUAUAUGGUUUUGGAUGUGGAAAUACUGGAUAGUCGUUUGGCGAAUUCAUUGAUGACCGUUAUCGGGUGUUUAGUUCAAGCUGGUUUAUUGCUGCAUCUAAAAUUUCAGCGUUUUUAUGUAUCAACAUCACGUCAACUCAAAAGACUUGAAUCAACAACACGCUCACCAAUUUAUUCACAUUUUCAAGAAUCUGUGCAAGGAGCAGCGUGCAUUCGUGCGUAUCAGUGUAUUGAUAGAUUCAUAGGAGAAUCUCAAAAUCUUGUCGACAAUAAUCUUGUCACCUAUUAUCCAUCCAUUGUUGCAAAUAGAUGGUUAGCAGUACGACUUGAGUUAAUCGGUAAUUUGAUUGUUUUAUGUUCAGCGAUAUUUGCCGUCUUAUAUCGUGAUUAUGGCACUGUAACGGCUGGCUUAAUUGGCUUAUCUGUAUCAUAUGCACUUAAUAUAACACAAACACUUAAUUGGGCUGUACGAAUGACAAGUGAUUUAGAAACGAAUAUUGUUGCGGUGGAAAGAAUUAAAGAAUACUCUGAGAGUCCAACAGAAGGUUCACCAAACGAAUACCUUCUGAAGAAACCGAUCCGUGAGUGGCCGCUGAAAGGCGAAAUAAAAUUUGAGAAUUUGUUUUUGAAAUAUCGUGAAAAUUUGGACUAUGUUCUACGUGAUUUGAAUGCGUUUAUCAAAGGUGGUGAAAAAAUUGGUAUCGUUGGCCGAACUGGCGCUGGCAAAACUUCAUUGACGUUAGCGUUAUUUCGUAUCGUAGAAGCAGAAAGUGGUAGAAUUUUGAUUGAUGGUGAGGAUAUUUCGCAGUUGCCUUUGGAAGUAUUGCGUUCUCGACUUACAAUUGUACCACAGGUGAUUAUUAUUCGACAGCUUAUAUGCUUGGCACGUGCACUGCUACGUAAGACGAAAAUUUUAAUACUGGAUGAAGCAGCGGCUUCGGUCGAUAUGGAAACAGAUCAAUUAAUACAAAAAACUAUCAGGGAACAGUUCGCCAAGUGCACUGUUCUUACAAUAGCACAUCGUUUGAAUACGGUUAUUGAUAGUGAUAGAUUAUUGGUACUUGAUUCGGGUAGAGUGCGAGAAUUUGAUAGUCCGAAGAAUUUAUUAGGUGAUCGACAAUCUUUAUUCUAUUCAAUGGCUCUGGAGGCUGGCAUUGUUUCAGAGCAUGAGCAUUUGAAGGAACACUUGUUAUGA
Messenger RNA from Anisakis simplex (herring worm), 4785 nucleotides. The record is from the annotation of a GenBank genome assembly. NCBI's taxonomy places the organism in Eukaryota, Metazoa, Nematoda, Chromadorea, Rhabditida, Anisakidae.